Molecule: messenger RNA, 1084 nt
Organism: Juglans regia (Persian walnut)
Lineage: Eukaryota; Viridiplantae; Streptophyta; Magnoliopsida; Fagales; Juglandaceae
Product: ethylene-responsive transcription factor RAP2-3
Exons: 2
Coding region: 91-885 (264 amino acids)
Biological process (GO): ethylene-activated signaling pathway; regulation of DNA-templated transcription
Molecular function (GO): DNA-binding transcription factor activity; DNA binding
Source: RefSeq, a predicted model, not a curated record
AGCCGUUUGUUCGUCUCUCCCAGACACGUUCUGCAGACCUGCCUUCUACGAGACUCGUCACAGUGAUCUCUGUUAUAAGCGGCACAAAACAUGUGUGGGGGUGCUAUCAUUUCCGAUUACGUAGAUAUAAAGCCGGUUAGCCGGAAUCUCACCGCUCACGAUCUCUGGUCGGAGCUCGACCCCAUCUCCGACCUCUUUGGCUAUGAUUCAAUUACCAAAGAUUUCGCUAACCAGUUUGCUCACAGGUUGCCUCAAAAGACCAAGCAGAUUCGCAAAGUGAGGCGUGAUAAGGCUCAGAAAACAAGCCAACUUGCAGAAAAGGAAAGUAAGUGUCAGAGAACUCGGAAGAACGUGUACAGAGGAAUCAGGCAGAGGCCAUGGGGCAAAUGGGCGGCCGAAAUUAGAGACCCACACAAAGGCGUCCGAGUCUGGCUCGGUACCUACAACACCGCCGAAGAGGCGGCCCGUGCUUACGACGAAGCCGCCAAGCGAAUCCGAGGCGACAAAGCCAAGCUCAACUUUGCCAAGCUACACCAACCCGCUCCGGCUCCACCAGUUGCGCCGCCGCCAGCUAAGAAGAGGUGCGUCGUUCGUGAGUCGACACAGACUACUUUGCUGAAUACGGAGCCGCCGCCUCCGCCGCCUCUGCCAACACCACCACCGGCUUAUAUGGGAUACCCAUAUCAGAAGGAGAUUUGUUGCAAGAGCGAGGGGGCGAAUGAGUUUGAGCUGAAAGAGCAAUUCUCGAGCUUGGAAUCGUUCUUGGGAUUGGAGCCAGAGCAGCCGAGUCUGGAGAGUGGACGCGGUGAGUUCGACGCGGUGGACCUUUGGCUACUGGAUGACCUAGUAACGCAUCACCAGCAACAACGUCAGCUCGUGUAUUAGGGCCUUAACAAAAACAGAUGAUAAACGGAGAGUUAUGUCUGUGAGUCUGUAAUCUUUUUGUGCUAGGGUUUAAAUUUGAAUGGCUACGCGGCCUACGGCUGCCAUAUGUACGUGUUUUAUGCUCUUAUGUUUGUCACAACUCUCUCCAUCGGUGCCGUAAAUACCAUAAAUAAAUCGUAGCGUGUGUUUGCAAUGUCAU